GCUUCCAUAACAUACUAAUUCGCCACCCGCCUACCAUCCCAUCCAUCUGUCCGUAAACGGCGCGGACGAGGUGCUACUACUACACACCGAACUGGGUCAUGUCCAUAUGCCCAUGCUGUGAAAUCCAACAACCAGCUCAGUACUGCUCACAAUGUCUACGAGAAGGGGUGGCAACCCAUCAUCGUCUCAGUCACUCCUUACGUGCACAAUGCGCCUCGUCAAUUGUCACCUCGAGCCAGAUAUUGACUGAAGGGUCGAGAAGUUUGGACGUGUGGCGCCGUAUCCGUGCCGAGGUGGCUCUGGCAGAAAGGAGAGUCCGAAGACUCGUUCAGAAAAUUCAGAGUAUUGAGUCUGAGCUCGCAGGCGAUGUUCCCGAUCCAUUUCGAGUUCAGAGACGACACCAGAAGCCGACGAUGACAGACAGAGACGUCGAAGCUCGUCAUCAGGAGAUCAUCCAAAGGCAAAGUGACGUGGAUCAUCGACUUGUUCACGCAAGAAGAGUACUGGUCAAGGAAGCUGUCACAGUCUUCGGUCUGCAAGAUGGGGACAUCCCGUCCAUUGCUGGUCUACCGGUACCACUUCAUUAUGACCUCAGGAAACAACCCUCAUUUAUGAUGAAUGCUGCGAUCUCUCAUGUAAUUCAUCUCCUCCGCAUGCUCUCGAUAUACCUCUCCAUCGCGUUGCCGUUCCAGCCCGACUAUCCGAAGCAUUUCCACGUCGGCCGUCCGAUAAUCAGGGCCAAUCUACCGUUCCUACAAACGUCUAAAUAUCGAGAAGCUUAUCCCCUGUGGAUAUCGUCGACAGCCUGGAAGACUGACCUCAAGUCACGGGCGAAGCAUCGCAAUUUUCUGCAGACAUUUGGGCUCCUGGCGCACUCAGUCUCGUAUCUCGCUUGGAGCCAGGGCGUUCAGGGUAUUGGCAUCCCAGACGAUUCGAUCGACUCCGUCCAGAUCCCUGUCACAUCGCUCGUGAGACUUCUCAGAACGACAGCAGAUUCUCCCUCGCUGGGUCACAGGGCCCAUGAGCCUGGUACUGCGUUCCUACCGCAUCUUGGAUUCGGUCUCGACGUCUCUCGAGUCGUGGCAUGGACCUCAGUGACAGAAUCUGCGGAUGAUGGCGAGCAAACCGACGAAUGGGACGUGGUGGAAGCUUGACAUAUGCAUGGUAUUCACGGUA
Kockovaella imperatae is the source of this 1176-nucleotide messenger RNA. RefSeq names its product UV radiation resistance protein and autophagy-related subunit 14-domain-containing protein. Lineage: Eukaryota; Fungi; Basidiomycota; Tremellomycetes; Tremellales; Cuniculitremaceae. The record is from RefSeq and is a predicted model, not a curated record. The coding region runs from base 99 to 1154 and encodes 351 amino acids. Gene Ontology annotation, molecular function: SNARE binding. Gene Ontology annotation, cellular component: endosome; lytic vacuole. The transcript has 4 exons. Gene Ontology annotation, biological process: SNARE complex assembly.